AUGAAUUCUGACUCCAGCUCUGUCUCCAGCAGAGCUUCCUCGCCAGACAUGGAUGAGAUGUAUCUGAGAGAACACCACCACCACCACCACCAUCACCACCACCAAGACAGCCGGCUCAACUCUGUCUCCUCCACCCAGAACGACCUGGUGCAGAAGAUGUCCGGAGAAGGCCUCACCAGGAACGGCUCCAAGGCCGGAGGGGAAGGCAGCAAGUACAAAAUCAAGAAGCAGCUUUCGGAGCAGGACCUGCAGCAGCUACGGCUGAAGAUCAACGGUCGGGAGCGUAAGAGGAUGCAUGACCUCAACCUCGCCAUGGACGGACUGCGGGAGGUGAUGCCCUACGCCCACGGACCUUCCGUGAGAAAACUCUCCAAAAUCGCCACCUUACUGCUAGCCAGAAACUAUAUCCUGAUGCUCACCAGCUCCCUGGAGGAGAUGAAGAGGCUGGUCGGGGAAAUCUACGGGGGGCACCACUCGGCCUUUCACUGCGGCACGGUGGGACACUCCACCGGGCACCCUCCCCACGCCGCCGGCACUGUGCACCAGGUGCACCCCAUCCUCGGCAGUGCCUUGUCCUCCGCCAACACCUCCUCCUCCCUCUCCGCCUCCCUGCCGGCCAUCGGCACGAUCCGGCCCCCACACUCCCUGCUCAAGACCCCCUCGACACCCCCCGCCCUGCAGCUCGGCAGCGGCUUCCAGCACUGGGCGGGCUUGCCGUGCCCCUGCACCAUCUGCCAGAUGCCUCCCCCGCCCCACCUCUCGGCCCUCACCGCGUCCAACAUGGCCAGGAUCUCGGGGGAGACCAAGGACCUCCUGAAGUGA
Lepidothrix coronata (blue-crowned manakin) is the source of this 822-nucleotide messenger RNA. RefSeq names its product oligodendrocyte transcription factor 3 (gene OLIG3). The record is from RefSeq and is a predicted model, not a curated record. Lineage: Eukaryota; Metazoa; Chordata; Aves; Passeriformes; Pipridae. Gene Ontology annotation, molecular function: protein dimerization activity. The transcript has a single exon. Bases 1 to 822 code for a protein of 273 amino acids.